This is a messenger RNA of Morone saxatilis (striped sea-bass), 1176 nucleotides long. RefSeq names its product zona pellucida-like domain-containing protein 1. Lineage: Eukaryota; Metazoa; Chordata; Actinopteri; Moronidae. Gene Ontology annotation, cellular component: cell surface. The transcript is spliced from 9 exons. The record is from RefSeq and is a predicted model, not a curated record. Bases 1 to 1176 code for a protein of 391 amino acids.
AUGUCCAUAAUAAGGAAGGAAAAAAUGAACCUUCUUAGCUUUUUCCUCUUGGCAUCCAUGGUGGUCGAGAGCAGCCAGUUAACGUGCCAAAAUGAACUCCGACGUCCAGAAUACACUGACAUCUCAGUUGAAUGUGGCACGUCCUCCAUUAGCCUGGCUAUCCAAAUCUGCCCUGUUGUCUACACUGGCUACAACGCGUCUCUGCUCAUUCUCAACCGCAUAUUUGACAAGCCGGAGUGCAAAGGAACCGUAGAUGAAUCCUCCACCCCGCCUGUUGUCAGGUUCACCUUCCCCCUCAACAUGACUAAUGCUUGUGGCAGCAACUUCCUGACCACCAGUGCAGCUGGCACAGGGAUCUUUGCCGACUUCUCUAACAUCCAGACGGUUAAUGUCAGUGGCGUGGUGCGCUCACAUGACCCAACCACAGGGAUAGUCACCUAUAACGCUGAACUAAAAUAUUACUAUUCCUGUGCUUACCCUCUGGAGUACCUCAUCAACAACACCCAGGUGGAAGUGUCAGCAUCUUCCAUUGCAGUGAGGGACAACAAUGGAAGCUUCAUCAGUACUUUGAGCAUGGAACUCUUCAGUGACAUCAACUACACCACUCCUCUGGUCAUACCACCACUGGGUUUAGAGCUGAGGACCGACGUCUAUGUCCAGGUCCGAGCAGCCAACCUAACUGAUCAGUACCAUGUCCUCAUGGACCGAUGCUACGCUUCCAUCUCUCCCUAUCCCACAAACUCCACUUUCUUCAACCUGUUUGUCUCGUGCUCCAAAGACCAGAUGACCACCAUGCACGAGAACGGGAACAGUCACCACGCCCGCUUCUCCUUCUCAGCCUUCAGGUUUCUUGAACAGCAGAACCAGACGGUGUCCACCUACUACCUGCACUGUAUCACCAGACUCUGCGAGAUCAGCACCUGUGAUGCUUUUAAGCAAUGUAACAAGAGGAGGAAAAGGGAUGUUGAUUCCACUGGUGUUUCAGGGACCACCACCCUAUCUUCAGCAGUCCCAAUUAUCACCAAAAAUGAGAAUUGUAAGUAUGCUGCCUCCAGCAGUGACUCGGACUCGGGCUCCAGGAUGGGUCUUGGGAUAGCCGUGGGCAUCCUCACUCUGGCUGUCAUUGUGAUUCUGGCUGCGGCUGCUGUCUUCUACAGAAGGCUCAGACACUUUUAA